AUGACGCAAUCAGCCAUAGAUGUUCCUCCAAAGGGUGGAUUCAGCUUCGAUCUGUGUAAGAGAAAUGACAUGCUUAUACAAAAGGGUCUUAAAGCUCCCUCUUUUUUGAAGACCGGAACAACCAUUGUCGGUUUGAUUUUCAAGGAUGGUGUGAUACUGGGGGCGGAUACCCGAGCAACUGAGGGGCCCAUUGUUGCUGAUAAGAACUGUGAGAAAAUUCACUACAUGGCACCAAACAUAUAUUGCUGUGGUGCUGGAACAGCUGCUGACACUGAAGCAGUCACUGAUAUGGUCAGCUCACAGCUGCGGUUGCAUCGUUAUCAGACUGGCCGAGACUCUCGGGUUAUCACUGCUUUGACUCUUCUCAAAAAACACCUUUUCAGCUAUCAAGGUCACGUCUCUGCUGCUCUUGUGCUUGGUGGAGUUGAUAUCACUGGGCCUCAUCUGCAUACUAUAUACCCACACGGUUCAACUGACAUACUACCAUUCGCUACAAUGGGUUCUGGUUCUCUUGCUGCUAUGUCUGUGUUUGAGGCGAAGUACAAAGAAGGUCUAACUAGGGAUGAAGGAAUUAAGCUGGUCGCUGAAGCCAUUUGCUCGGGUAUAUUCAAUGAUCUGGGUAGUGGUAGCAACGUGGACAUCUGCGUGAUCACAAAGGGGAACAAGGAAUAUCUCAGGAACUACAUGGAACCAAACCCAAGAACCUAUGUCAGUAGCAAAGGCUAUUCAUUCACCAAGAAAACCGAGGUUCUUCUCACCAAAAUAACCCCAUUGAUGGAGCGAGUUGAAAUCGUAGAAGAAUUGUCUAAUGGCGGAAGAGAUCACUUCUCGAUCAGUGACAAUGUUUCUCCUUCAGCUCCUGCUCCUCUUAAACAGCCUUUCGUCAUCGGUGUCGCCGGCGGAACAGCCUCCGGGAAGACGACGGUCUGCAAUAUGAUAAUGUCUCAGUUACACGAUCAACGCGUUGUCCUCGUGAACCAAGAUUCGUUUUAUCAUUCGCUCACUCCGGAAAAUUUGAAGAAAGUUCACGAAUAUAAUUUCGAUCAUCCUGAUGCAUUCAAUACUGAGGUCAUGCUUUCUUGUAUGGAGAAAUUACGAUCUGGGAAACCUGUGAACAUCCCGAGUUAUGAUUUCAAAAUCCACCAGAGCAUUGAAUCAGCAAGUCCGGUUAAUCCUGCUGAUGUAAUCGUCUUAGAAGGAAUACUGGUUCUUAAUGAUCCUCAAGUUCGCCAUCUCAUGAACAUGAAGAUCUUUGUCGAUACAGAUGCUGAUGUUCGGCUCUCGAGGAGAAUACAGCGUGAUACUGUCGAGAGAGGAAGAAACAUCCAAAAUGUGCUUGAGCAGUAUACAAAGUUUGUGAAGCCGAGCUUCGAUGAGUUUAUCCAGCCAUCGAUGAAGUAUGCUGAUAUAAUCAUUCCUCGAGGAGGAGACAAUAAUGUCGCGAUUGAUCUCAUUGUACAACAUAUCCGUACAAAGCUGUGCCAACACAAUCUCUGUAAGAUAUACUCGAACAUCUUCAUCAUAUCUUCAACAUUCCAGAUCAAAGGAAUGCACACUCUUAUCCGCGACAUCAACACAACAAAGCACGAUUUCGUCUUCUACGCUGACCGAUUGAUUCGACUGGUGGUGGAACAUGGACUUGGUCAUCUUCCUUUCACAGAGAAGCAGAUAACAACUCCAACAGGGUCAGUGUACACCGGAGUUGACUUUUGCAAGAGAUUGUGCAGCGUCUCAGUGAUCAGAAGUGGAGAAAGUAUGGAGAAUGCACUAAGGGCUUGCUGCAAAGGAAUUAAGAUUGGUAAAAUACUCAUUCACAGAGAGGGUAAUGAUGGUCGUCAGUUAAUAUAUGAGAAGUUACCGAAAGAUAUCUCAAGCCGUCAUGUCUUCCUCCUUGACCCUGUUCUAGCGUCAGGAAACUCUGCAAUGAAAGCUAUAUCUCUACUUCUUAGCAAAGGAGUUCCAGAAUCACAUAUCAUCUUUCUCAACCUUAUAGCAGCACCUCAAGGUAUUCACGCGCUCUGCAAGAAGUAUCCGAUGGUAAAGAUAGUGACUUCCGAAAUCGAUGCCUCCCUCAAUGAAGACUCACGUGUGAUUCCAGGCAUGGGAGAAUUUGCAGACCGUUACUUUGGUACAGACAAUUACAAACACACAAAAGUUGCAAAUCUCACGUUGAGCUAA
This is a messenger RNA of Arabis nemorensis, 2178 nucleotides long. Lineage: Eukaryota; Viridiplantae; Streptophyta; Magnoliopsida; Brassicales; Brassicaceae. The record is from the annotation of a GenBank genome assembly.